This is a messenger RNA of Apodemus sylvaticus (European woodmouse), 3692 nucleotides long. RefSeq names its product family with sequence similarity 76 member B (gene Fam76b). The record is from RefSeq and is a predicted model, not a curated record. Bases 256 to 1275 code for a protein of 339 amino acids. The transcript has 10 exons. NCBI's taxonomy places the organism in Eukaryota, Metazoa, Chordata, Mammalia, Rodentia, Muridae.
GGGACGCGAGGCCAAGGAGGAAGCGGAAUCUACAGCUUAGCUCCCGCUUGGUCUCCCUCCGCCACGGUCCGGGCCUAAGCGGGAGCGGCGGGGCGGGCGGCAGUAGGUGUCCCGGGACGGCGGCGGAGGCGGAGGGAGACGCAGGGGCCCAGACAGUUGCCAGGCCGGGGCCGCAGCAGCAGAAGAGCCCGCGGGCGGGGCAGCCGAGUUCCCGGAGGCCCCGCCUGAGUGCGCGCGGAGGAGCCGGAAAGCAGGAUGGCGGCGUCGGCCCUGUACGCCUGCACCAAGUGCACGCAGCGCUACCCCUUCGAGGAGCUCUCGCAGGGCCAACAGCUCUGCAAGGAAUGUCGGAUUGCACAUCCUAUUGUAAAAUGUACUUACUGCAGAUCAGAAUUUCAGCAGGAGAGCAAAACUAACACAAUUUGUAAGAAGUGUGCUCAAAAUGUCAAGCAAUUUGGAACACCUAAGCCUUGUCAGUACUGUAACAUAAUUGCAGCAUUUAUUGGUACCAAGUGUCAGCGUUGUACAAAUUCAGAAAAAAAAUAUGGAGCACCUCAGACCUGUGAACAGUGCAAACAGCAGUGUGCUUUCGAUCGGAAGGAGGAAGGGAGAAGAAAAGUGGAUGGGAAGUUACUGUGCUGGCUCUGCACCUUAUCAUACAAGAGAGUCUUACAGAAGACAAAAGAACAGAGGAAGAGUUUGGGGUCUUCACAUUCUAAUUCCUCAUCUUCAUCUCUUACUGAGAAAGACCAGCACCAUUCAAAACACCAUCACCACCACCACCAUCACCACCACCGCCACAGCAGUGGCCACCACAAAGUCACCGGUCUAAGUCCUGAGCAGGAGCAGGGACUGUGGAAACAGAGCCAUAAAUCCUCUGCAGCAAUUCAGAAUGAAACUCCAAAGAAAAAGCCCAAAUUGGAAUCUAAGCCAUCUAAUGGAGAUAGUAGCUCUAUAAAUCAGUCAGCAGAUAGUGGGGGAACAGACAAUUUUGUCCUUAUCAGUCAACUGAAAGAAGAAGUGAUGUCACUUAAGCGUCUCUUACAGCAAAGAGACCAGACUAUUUUGGAAAAAGAUAAAAAGUUAACUGAACUGAAGGCAGACUUUCAGUACCAAGAGUCAAAUUUGAGAACUAAGAUGAACAGUAUGGAAAAAGCACACAAAGAAACUGUGGAACAACUUCAGGCUAAAAACAGAGACCUACUCAAACAGGUUGCAGCCUUGUCAAAGGGUAAAAAGUUUGACAAGAGUGGAAGCGUGCUAACAUCUCCUUGAAAAAGUCACUUGUUUAGCAUUUCUGCCUAACAGUGUGUGCUUGAGGUGUCCUGUGACACCCUUAGAGUCUGUGCAGUGGAAAGAUAUUUUUACAUGCCAAAUAAAUUGGUAUGUCUCCUAUUCACUUUUGUAACUUACACAUAGCAUUUUUUAAGUUGUAAACAUGCAGAUAAAACUUCAGCUGGUUUGGAGUGACUUCUUAAUUCUUUGAUACCUGGAACUUUUUUCUAGCAAUAGUAUUAAUGGUUGUGGAGUGCACAAGUGUGCACUUUGUAAAAUGCAACAUGCAAUAAUGGUGUGGUUGGCAGAACAGCAGCAGGGGUUUGUGUUUUGCGUUUGUUUAACACUAUGCUGUUUUCAAAUAAAUAGUUUUCAAUUUAGAAAUGCAAAACUUUUAAACAAGGAAAAUGGUGAACACAGUUUUUUUGGGAAUUGUAUUUUUACUUCACAUCAACAUGAAUUUAGAGAAUCAUGGUGCUUUUAUUAAAAGAGCUUCAGAGUAUAUGUAAAUAUGUUUUUAAAAGUUGCAUCACUAACAUCAGUUUAGUAAUCUAACAUUUCAUUACUGUUAUAGGAUUGAUGUUUACUGUACAGCAUUCAAGGUAAAAUGUGUUUUUGUUUUGUAAAAACUGUAGAUUUUUUACUUACAAGUGCCUUUUUGCCACCUAAUGUUUUUUAUUUAUAGGAAUGCUGAUCUUUUGUACAUAUGGUUUGUUUAAAAAUCAUGUUAAUAAGUGUUUGUAUAUAAGUACAUAUGUACAUAACCGGAUUUCAAAAAGAAAUCAAAGUUAUUAGUAACAUGCAAGAUUGCAUAUUAAGAAUUAACUGAUAAUGCAUAGACUUUAGGUGAUUUUGUGGUUUGCUGCUGUAUCAUAAGGGAAGUUGUUGGUCAUUGAGUUCAUUUAAUUAUGUUGGAAUACUUUCCUACAGAUUUAAUUUUAACUCCAUUUUGAUAGAGUGAUUUUAUUUUUAUGUUGUGUGGCUUCAUGUUUAUAUUUUGUGAGUUACAUGUUUGGCUUUAUUUUUAUAUAAAGUUUCUUUAAAAUUUAUAACGUUUCUAUAACGGUCCAUAUAUCUGCUUUUUUAUAAUGUGUUCUAAGUUAAUAUUUAUGUAUACCAUACUUACUUUGUAAAUUUAAUACAAAUCUGGAAAAUUAAAUAACUUUUUAUAAUCAAAUCCGUGCUUAUGUCUGAAUAAUUGAAAUCUCUAAGAUUCAGACACUAUUUAUAAGUAAUUUGUCUCAAAACAGUAAAAUUGUCUAUAAAAGAUUAAGAUAGUGUGGGAUAGAUUCUGAGAAAUAACAGAUCAGCUUCUGACUCUAGUGGUUUUCAGCCAGUAACCAACAUCUGCUUAGUUCUGGCUUCAAGGUGAUUUUAAACCUUCAGGCAUUGCUGGCCACACCAUAUGACCUCUUUCUCUUAGGAAUGUGCAGUUACACUUGUUUUCAUCAGUCCCGAAGGGUGUAUUUUUAGAGAAAUGUUUAGAGCUAUGGUCUUCAUAUCAAAGAUUAGUGUACAUAUAUCAGUUCAUUUUAAAUUAUUCAAGUUUUAGUAAACCUCCCACAGUAGUUUACUACAUGUGAAAGGAAAUCUACAAGUUUGGAAACACAUCAUUUUCAAGUGACAGUAUGAUCGAAUUAGUCAGCUUUCAGAAGAGUCCGCUGUCUGCCAUCAUGAGGCCUCGGAAGCUCGCUCACGUCCUCAGCUUUGGUAGACAGUGCCUUACUGUGGGUGUUCAUGUUGGCAGCAUUUGCUGCAUUCAUAAAGUAGUUAUUACGUUGCUUCAAGUUUUACUAUGAUUUAUAUUACAGUUUCCUGAACAUUUUUCAAUCCACAGUAGUCACAAUUCUAAAUGAACUACAGUAGUUCAAUAGAAACAGAAUCCCUCCUCCCCUUUUUAGCUAACAUGGAAAUUGAAAAUCAGUUUAAAAUAGUGAAGCUUUUUAAAGUGCAAGGCUAAAACUAAAAUUAAGGGCUUUACGGUAUUCAGCCCUAGUUAGACAUACUCCUUAUUCCAUGAUUUUAUUUUAUAACUUAAAAUUAUUUGCAAUUGUAUAAAUUAGUGAUUGAGUCUCAGUCCCAGAUCUGUAGUAUGUUGAUCUAAUGAGUUGAUACUCUUUAAACGUGGACCUGUCCAGAGGUACUAUGGUGUGCUGUAUUGUGCUUUUAGCCUGUUUGCUGCAGUUAGCAUAUUCCAGUGAGGGUCAUAUGGGCUCCAGUUUAUCAUGUAUUAAUAGCUUGUGAAUAUUACAGUCAUUUUUAGAGUAUAUUGGUCUUAAUAUGCAUUUUACAAUGAACCUGUUAAGCUGGUCACAUGUAUAGAUUAACAAAAUACUGUACCUGUACACAUCUGACUGUUGACAUUUUGUACUUUUUUUCUAAGUCAAUAUUUCACAAUAAAAAUAUGCCGAAAGCUU